AUGAUGCCCUGGACGUCCCUGCUCCUGCUGCUGCUGGCCGGGCUCCCUGCUGCAUGGCCCGCUCCCCCGACCUGCUACUCCAGGAUGCUGACCCUGAGCAGGGAGAUCACCAGUGAGUUCCAGGGGCUGCAGGCCGCAGAGCCAGGGGAGCCCUGUGUGAGGUACCUGCCCGGGCUGCACCUGGAUAUCCACAAUUACUGUGUGCUGGCCAAGCUGCGGGACUUCGUGGCCUCACCCCACUGUUGGAAAAUGGCCCGGGUGGAUGCCCUGAAGGACAAAGUGCGGAAGCUAUACACCAUCAUGAACUCGUUCUGCAGGAGGGACCUGGUUUUCCUCUCUGAUGACUGCAGCGCCUUGGAGCACCCAAUCCCAGUGACCACGGGCCCUCCUGAGGGCCAGAGCUAA
Molecule: messenger RNA, 405 nt
Organism: Marmota flaviventris (yellow-bellied marmot)
Lineage: Eukaryota; Metazoa; Chordata; Mammalia; Rodentia; Sciuridae
Gene: Cytl1
Product: cytokine like 1
Biological process (GO): positive regulation of transcription by RNA polymerase II
Source: RefSeq, a predicted model, not a curated record